CACAUCUGUGCGUAAUCUCUUCCAUCUCAGUGCACCCCAGCAAAGAGGCUGCCUGCUGCUGGUGUUUGGGUUUGGGUCCUGGUUUGCUGUUUCCUUCUAAGCAGUUCAAUUCUCAGAUUGCUAUCUGCUGCUGCAGCAUCUCCUGCACCAAAAUAGGAAAUGAGCCACUCAAACGACGGCCAUCUGAGGAGGGUAUUUGGGGUGAGCUCAGAUCAAUAAGGGAGGGGGAAAGUCCUGCCAAGACAUGGACUCCUAGCUCAGCAGGUGCCCAAGGGUUGGGAACCUCGGGGACGUUGCUGGCACCACACUGAUGACGGAGAUGGAGCACUGUGAGUGGUGGGUUCCUGUCGCCACCUCAGCUGUGACCCUGCUGCUCAACGCUCUGCUCCUGCUGCUGCUUUACAUCAUGCUCAGCAGGAAAAUAGACAGGCACUGCUGCAGCGCACAGGUGAGCAGUGGUCCCACAGCACAGCCCCAGCAACCACCCAUCUCUUCAGCUAGAGGGGAGGGGGUGCAACAACCAAACUAUAUGGAAGGGAGCAGCGAGACGUCUUCAGAGACCUCAGAGGACUCGGACAGCAGCUCUCUGCACCCACAGGAAAGGAAAACCUGCUCAAAGGAAAACCUCAACUACACAUCCGUGCUGUUCCCGGGGAAAGGCCACGGCUCAGGCUCUGAUAGGAACUAUGAGAACAUAAAGAUCGGCGCUGAUUACGUCAACGUGGACCCAAAAAAGAAGAAAGCAGAUUUUUGGACCUGCUCCAGCCCUGUGGCAUCCAAGUCCAUCGAGUACACAGAGGUGAAGCUGUGACACUCCCUGGGGUCCCACAGCAGCCACCGCUCUGUGCCCAGCAAACAUGUGGGGUGCAGGAGGUGAUCUUCCCCACCCAAGCUGUGCCCACCCCAGGGUGAGUGUGGCUCCCACCUCAGUUGCAGCUCGAUGUGACCAACCAUGGCUCACCUGGGAUGCUGCAGGGACAGAAGGAAGAAAUCCCAUUGCCUCCAGGUCCUGUGCCCUGCAGGUGCUCUGCUCCUCGCUAAAUAAGACAAAAGCAGCAGCAGCGAUUUGAGAACGGUUCUUUAAUGUGCAGCAGCUGUUCAGCAGUGCAGAGCAGCAGUGUGCAAUGGCUGCUGACUGCAGGAAGAAGAAACCUGGUGGGAGGGAGGCAGGAUCUGCCUGGGUGAGGUGGAGGUGGGCCAGGGCUCUUUCAGGCAUCUCCUCAGUGUCUGUGCUGCAUUUGGGGUGCUUGUACUACUGCAUUGCAGUACUGCAGAGGGGAAAUACCUGGUGCAGUGCAAUGCUGCAAAGAGCAAUGCAAUGCAAUGCAAUGGUUGUGUCUGCUGCAGGCCUGGGGACAUGUGCAGAGCCACAGGGCAGGGGGAAGCCGUUUGCAUUGGCUGCUCCACCAGCAAAACCAUGAGGCUGGGAGAUGGCAAUGUGACUGCAAGGAGCUCUCGAGCAGAUGUGGCUGCAAUGCCUCCUGCUGUGCUCAGCCUGCUUUGCUGACAGCUGUUAAACACCCAAAACUCUCAUAAAAGGGUCUUUCCAAAAAGAAGCGCUGAUGCAGCAUCCCCAUCAGAUGCCUGGGUAAUGAGCACGGAGGGGAGCAGGGUGGUGGAUGGGGAUGCAUCAUAGUGCAUGGAGGGGUGAAAGCUGCACAUAGUGGUGGGCUGCCUCCAUCUCCCGAUGCACACAGCAGACGCAGUGCAUGCAGGAGCAAAACCCACCAGGACAAGAAGGCUGGUGAUACCUUCUGGGUUAAGGACACAGCUCCUGGUGGAGCUACCAGAAGGGGAGACAGUCCUGCAGUGCCAUUGUC
Messenger RNA from Meleagris gallopavo (turkey), 1820 nucleotides. Lineage: Eukaryota; Metazoa; Chordata; Aves; Galliformes; Phasianidae. The record is from RefSeq and is a predicted model, not a curated record.